Molecule: messenger RNA, 3936 nt
Organism: Leptinotarsa decemlineata (Colorado potato beetle)
Lineage: Eukaryota; Metazoa; Arthropoda; Insecta; Coleoptera; Chrysomelidae
Gene: Vmat
Product: Vesicular monoamine transporter
Biological process (GO): aminergic neurotransmitter loading into synaptic vesicle; transmembrane transport
Cellular component (GO): synaptic vesicle membrane; terminal bouton
Molecular function (GO): serotonin:sodium:chloride symporter activity
Source: RefSeq, a predicted model, not a curated record
UUCCUAUAAUCCCGGAGUUUUUGUAUGACAUCAAUCACCCCGACGCACCCCUUGAUGGACGACCAAGGAUAACAACAACAACAACCACCACAACAACAACUCCCGUUCCUUGUCCUUGCCAACAGUUCAAUCAAAACAUCGACAACUACUCAACCACUGCAUUGAAUGAUGCGGAAUAUGAUAAUUACACAACUCUAGAUCCAGAAGCUGCGGUGGACGAAUUACGUCACAAAGAUUUAGUGCAGGAAACUGUGGAGGUGGGGAUAAUGUUCGCCUCGAAGGCUUUUGUGCAGUUACUGGCAAAUCCAUUCGUUGGUCCACUGACUCACAAAAUUGGCUACAGUGUACCCAUGUUUGCAGGGUUCCUCAUCAUGUUUUUAUCAACUAUAAUUUUCGCAUUUGGUCGUAGCUACAGUGUCCUGUUCAUAGCGAGAUCCCUACAAGGAAUAGGCUCAUCGUGUUCCAGCGUAUCUGGAAUGGGUAUGCUAGCAGAGAGGUAUCCAGACGACAAGGAACGAGGAAACGCCAUGGGCAUAGCUCUAGGGGGGCUGGCACUAGGGGUGUUGAUCGGGCCGCCCUUCGGAGGGGUGAUGUAUGAAUUUGUGGGGAAAUCUGCACCUUUCCUGGUACUGUCAGCACUAGCCCUGGGUGAUGGAUUGUUACAGUUGCUGAUGUUACAACCAGCAGUUAUCAGACAAGAGUCUGAUCCACCUUCUUUGAAGCAGUUGGCGACUGAUCCAUAUAUUAUCAUUGCUGCUGGUGCCAUAACAUUCGCCAACAUGGGCAUAGCCAUGUUAGAACCUUCUCUCCCCAUUUGGAUGAUGGAUACGAUGGGGGCUGGAAGGUGGAAGCAGGGCGUCACUUUCCUCCCGGCUAGCAUAUCUUACUUGAUUGGCACGAACUUAUUUGGGCCGCUCGGGCACAAGAUGGGUCGAUGGUUAGCCGCUUUAUUGGGGCUGAUCGUCAUUGGUAUUUGCUUGAUGCUGAUACCUUUGGCAACAAACAUCAACCACUUGAUCAUUCCCAACGCCGGUUUGGGAUUCGCCAUCGGCAUGGUCGACAGUUCCAUGAUGCCAGAACUGGGCUACCUGGUGGACAUAAGGCACACCGCCGUCUAUGGCAGUGUCUACGCCAUCGGCGACGUUGCUUUCUGUCUCGGUUUCGCUAUCGGGCCAGCUAUGAGUGGAACACUAGUAAAAACUAUUGGCUUCGAAUGGAUGCUAUUUGGAAUAGCAAUUUUGAAUUUUAUGUAUGCCCCGUUACUGUAUUGUUUGAAAAGCCCCCCCACUAAAGAAGAAAAGAGGUCAUUACUAAAUGAAGAAAAAUCAUCAGUGAGAUACGUAACAUACCAGAAUGAAGAAGACGACGAGUAAAACAGCGGAAAAUUACGUGAAAAGACUAUUAAAUUCGCUGAAGUUUUCCAGGAAUCCGGUCGUGAAAAACGUUACAAGUGUCGUCUUUAAGAAUGUCGACAGUUUCUUCUGAGGAGGACCAAACUAUGACUAGAUUACUCGUAGUUCAUAAUUUUAUUUCAUCUUCCCCAACAAAACUAGAUUGUGACACGAGAUAGGAGAGCUAAGAUUUUUUUUCCAAAUUCCCCUCCCCCCGAGGGUCCCCGUCUGGGUUACCGUGAAUGGCUGCACGUACCCCUUAUCUACAGAGCGAUGCGGGGCAAUAAGAAACCCUCGAACCUUUAGGCCAAAAAUAAAGACAACAACGAUGAUUCAAUGAAGUACUCUCCUAUCUAAGCCCGUCAAAUGAUUGCCACACGAGGUAUUAUAAAUGUUUAUCAAUGUCUAUUAUAAGUAGAAAUAUAAGUGAUGUAAAACGGUAGAAAAACUAUCAUUCUUUGAGAAUUGCUGAGCCAAUCAAAAACCAUCAUUUCGGCUAUCCUGACGAUUACGGUACGUUUUGAGAGAUGGAGGCACGGGUUUCCUUGUGAUGAUCGCCAAAAAUAUUGAGCCGGACGAACAUUUGUGAAGUGUAACUUACUACGUAACUGUUCAUUUUCUUUCCACCCCGUAUAUCGUAGGUACAAUCCUUCGCAAGUAUGACUUCUGUAGCUUAUAAUCAACAAUGUUCUUUUUUAAAGCGAUAUAAUUGUUAGUAUCGUAAAUUCCUGAAGAAGUAAAUUUCUAUGCCUGCUGAAAACACCUUCUUCGUCUUCUUCUUCGACUAGAUUACUGGUUCCAGCUUUCUCUACAGCUCUAUAUUGACCAGCACUCUUUCUACGACGUAAUAACGUAUUGCUGCUUUUCGCGAUACAUUGUCCUUGUAAACUUAUUGCGAAUCGAUCAACCAAGUUGGUGUAAUCCUACUCGCACAUGGAUAUACGAUCCACUCCGGCCUUAAACCGGCGUGACUGAGGAUGCUAUUUCUAUUAAAACACUUAAACAACAACUGUUCACAACUCUCAUCAACACAUGUAUUCAAUGGUAUGCUUCACCUUCAAACACAACAAAUCACUACACAAAUUGGGUUCCAUCUCCAACAAUGGUGUCCAUAUACCUGUUUUGUGGACGGUCGUUUGCACUACGUUCAUCCACCACCAUGUUAGAAACAAAACUGGCUUGAAACAACUCAUUCCAUACUUCAGCAGAAACUUCAGCAAAAAUAAUACCCCCUUUGGAGGGUGUUCAAAAAUGUUGGAAUCAAACAAGAAAAGUUUCGAUUUCAACGGUUUUUUUCAGCCAGGAGAGUACCUGACAAGUUUUCUUCAACAUUUCCUCUAAGAUAAUUUGGUAUGAUAUGAUUGCUCCACCUUUUGAAACUUUUGUUUAUCCAAAUUGAAGUGAGAUUGUUCUGAUUUUACAAAUAAUCAAUUUGAGUAUUUUGUUUCUUUCAAAAAGACGUGUAGUAAAAUAAUCAUUGAAAAAUCUGUUGAAUAACCAUGAAUUCAAAAUUACAAUUUCAAUUUAGGGUACAAGAAACAAAUCUUCAGGAAAUUUCAGAUAAAAUUUCAUACUUAAUUUCUUCUGUGUAGACUUGGAAAAUUUCAUGUACGUUCUUCAUUACUUCGAUUAAAUAAUUUUUGAUAAUUCAUGUCUGAAUUCCGUGUUAAUUUUCUCUUUCAUGUCUAUGGCAUUGCUACUGUCUUUGCAAAAAGUCUAUUAUUCUUGAAUAAUAAAUCUUGAAAUGAACAAUUACUUCACGAAUGAAUGGAUAGUAAUAGCCACGAGGUUCGGUAAAAGUUUGACGAAAGAGGUAGAAUUAAUAGGACUGAAUUUAGAGUUCUGAGGUUAGUACAGGUCUGACAAAAAUGACUCGUAAUAGAAUUGUAAUGUGAGAAAUGUUGCUUCAAAAUAUACGAAUAUUUGAAGAGACCUAGAAUGACUAAAUUAAUGAUUGGCGGAUAAUUCUCCAAAGUUCAAUAUGAAAGAUCUAGUGGCGUCAGAAACUCCCACCAAUAUUUUAACGAUUCAUCAUACCGAUAAACUGUGAACCUCCAUUUCUAGAAACACUCCGUAUACGAAAAGCGGUACGGGGACCUCAAUGUCGCUUCGUAUUAUCCCUUCAAUCCUUUGCUGAUCGUUGUGUUCAAAUAUGACGAUUUUCAAACAUCGUCUUCUCAAAAAUAUUAAGAAUCUGAAGUUUCGCACAAACUCAGAAAGAUUAUUGCUAGGAGACAAUAAUCUGAGUCCUAACCUGACCAACAAAAACGUAUACAUAUUUUUCGUUUAAAAAGCUGGUGAGGGUCCGAAUCACAAAAAAAACAAUUGCUGAUAGCACGUUGCUACAUCGGUUUUUUUUGUAAACUAUAGGGCCAAGUUAAUGGGUACCUGGUUUAGUUGUAGGGUUAUACAUUGCAUGUUGAUAAUGUUAUUAUAGAGAUCUGUUGAUAUAUAGGCGCUAAAGAUGUAAGUGGUGUUAAAUGUUUGAUGUUUAUGUCCAAUAUGUGGUGCAAUAACUAAUAAAACGUUCAUAAAAACUCCAAAA